AUGGCACCGGUUCUCACGCCGCUGCUGCGACGGGCGUUUGCAGCCAUCAGCGCCGCUCCCGUGCCCUCGGCAACCAUCUCCAACGACGGUGCGCUUGACGGCCCUCUGGGGGAUGCGACGCGCAUGCACGCCGCGCGGGAUACGGCCACCCCCAAUCCUACUCACGACCCAUCCUCUGGCGUGCUGGACCCGCACGAUAUAUCCAACGCCGGCUUCUUUGCGUUGUUUGCGCUGCUCGGGGUCGCGUUUGUGGUCGCCGGCAUCUGGUUCUUCUUCUGGGCGCGCAACGGCGGCUUCCACUUCAAGGAGAACGACUGGGAGGAUUACAAGACGGCAGUGUUGCGGCGUCGGGGCCCGAACGGGACGCUGCUGUCUGGGGCAACGGAGUCGACGGAUCUCGGGGGUGGCAGCGUGUACAAGGACGUGGCGGAGGAUGACGGCAGGACGACGAUUACCGACAGCACGGGACUGAGCGGCAUCACGGCCGGGGCGAGCGACAUUGCCGCACGGGAGAAGAGGGAGGAGAAACGACGUAAGAGACAGAAGGAGCGGGAGCAGCGGAAGAAGAGCAAGAAUCAGAGCGAGGUGAGCGGUGACGGCGAGUAUGACGAGAAGAAGAACAAGCGAAGGGUCGGCGGGGACGGCGAGGUGCAGGACGAGGAGGCAGAGAUGAAGGCAAGGGACGAGUUGCGAAACUACCGCCACGAAAAGGCGGCAAGGGUGGGUGGGCUGAAUAAGGAGACGGAGGGGUCCUCAUGGGACGGGUCGAACCCGACAACCAGCCACACGGGCACGGAGUCAGAACUGUUGCCGAACAAGCAGAGCACGCCGACGAACACGCCGACCAAGGACAAGAAGCGUGGGGGUAUUCGCAAGGUGUACUCGACGGCUGAUCGCAACGCAGAUCGCGAGGCGCGCCGGAUGCGGGACGACGGACGCACGCACCGCCGGGACUUUUCGUUCCAGCGAGCGGAGCCGACGGACAGCUUGCUGUCGGGGCAGGCGGGGAGCAGCGAUGUGACAGGUUCUCAGCAGAGCAGUGACUUGGGCACGAAGAGCUACCACCACCCGCGGCCGGAGAUUGCGCGGGCACAGAGGGAGAGGGAGAGGGAGGAAAGGAGGGUUCGCCGAGGGGGCUAUAGGCGUGGACGGGGCGAUGAUGAGCUCUAG
This is a messenger RNA of Cordyceps fumosorosea ARSEF 2679, 1170 nucleotides long. RefSeq lists its product as hypothetical. NCBI's taxonomy places the organism in Eukaryota, Fungi, Ascomycota, Sordariomycetes, Hypocreales, Cordycipitaceae. The coding region runs from base 1 to 1170 and encodes 389 amino acids. The transcript has a single exon. The record is from RefSeq and is a predicted model, not a curated record.